CAAUCACAAAUCACUCUCUCCCUCUCAUCAGUCUAAUAUCCCAGUCAUGGAGGAGGGAUACAGAAUUGAGCUGGACUACAUCACGGAGCGCAUCAUCACCGUAUCCUUCCCUCAGGCAUGCCCAGACCAGACCUACCUCCAGAACCUGCGUGACAUCACACAGAUGCUCAAAUCCAAACAUGGCCACAACUACAUGGUGAUCAACCUCUCAGAGAAGAAUGAUAGCCUGACCCAGAUGAACCCCAAGGUGUUGGACACGGGCUGGCUAGAGCUGCUGGCCCCGUCCAUGGAACAGAUGUGUGGUGUGUGUAAGACCAUGGAUAACUGGCUCCACUCACACACACAGCAUGUUCUGGUCAUGCACUGUCGGGGUGGUCAAGGCAGAGUCGGGGUGAUGGUGGCCUCCUACAUCCACUUCAGCAGCAUAUCAGCAAGUGCAGACCUGGGUCUAGACCACUUUGCCAUGAGAAGGUUCUACAACGACAAAGUAUCUUCCCUGAUGAAUCCCUCGCAGAAACGGUAUGUGUGGAUGUUCAGCAGUCUGCUGAGGGGAGUUAUGAACAUGGAUCACUCUCCUCUCUUCCUCCUUUGUGUGGUUCUUCACGGCGUGCCCAACAUCAAUUCUGAGGGAGGAUGUCGUCUGUUCCUGAGAGUGUACCAGAGCCUGCAGGUCGUCUGCACUUCAGCAGUCUAUCACGUGCGAGCAGUACAGACAGACAGGGUUUACUUUGUACUGCAACCAGCUCAACUGCUUAAGGGAGACAUAAUGGUGGUGUGUUAUAAUAAAAACCACCAGACAGCCAGCCGAGAGGUCAUCUUCAGGCUCCAGUUUCACACUGGCAUUAUCCACGGUCGCCCCCUGCUUUUCCCCAAGGAAGACCUUGACACAGCUUAUAUAGAUCCCAGGUUUCCAGACGAUGGGAAAGUUGAGUUGGUGUUCUCUGAAAAUCCUGAGAAGAUGCCAGGCAGUGGUCACUGGCAAAACGGACCCUCUGUCAUGGUGGACUACGAUACCUGGGACCCCCUGGUUCGACGGGACUCCUAUGAGUACAUCUCUCCUGAAGGACUAGCUCUGCCUCGUAGCCCGGGCCCUGUCGAUGGCAACCUAUACGCCAGAGUAAGGAAGGGAAGUAGUGACGAAGGAGCUCCGUUUCACCUGGCAACCAGCUACCCUAUCCCCAGUGGCCUUAAACUGUCAGCCAGCAAAGACUCAGGCCUCUCUAUCGCCUCCCAGAGGACCGGAGGUAUUACUGCUGUGAGACCCAGGAGAGGGCCCAGUCAGGACGAACUUACCCAGCUCAGGCGGCUUCUAUCUGAGGUCGGCCUGGAGCCUCAUCUGGAGGACAUGACUGACCUCCCAGCCUCCUGUAACGCAGCGAGGGAGAUGAAGGGGGACGAGGCUGGGUUAGGGCAGCCUUUGAAGGCCUCUCCUAGCGAGAGGGAGUCAGACAUCCUUUAUGAUGACGAGGUUAGCCCCGAGGCUAGCAUUGGCUCGUUCUCCUCUGAGUGCAUACUUGAAGCCCAGGGAGUGGUCCAGAGUGGAAGUGGAUACUCCACCCCCUCCACCCAAUCAUGGGUGCAGCAGCAGCAGAUAGUCGUCAGGGGGCAGGACAGCCCUGUGGAUACACUUUCUCUGAUUGGUCCAAACACCUUAUCACUUCCAGACACGCCAAAUAGGGGGAGCAGCAGCAGAGAGUCGGUGCAGAGAGGAGUGGAGGGAGGGGUGGGGUUGCCUGUACAGACGGACAGUCACACACACGCCUCACACACCACCCAUACACCGUUGCCCUCAGGGGAACCUUGCGGGCAGGAGGAGCUUGCCUCGUUAGCCACAGACAUUGAUGAGUCCAUCGAGCAGCUUAACCAGCUGAUCCUAGAUCUGGACCCCACCUUCAUACCUGUUCCCACCCGACACACCCCCCUCCCCCUUGCUCUCUCCACUUCCCUCUACACCAAUGGUAACAACCAUACGAUGACACAUGCCAACACCAGCCAAUCAGGCUGGAAGCACAGACAGGCCAGUGAUGUCACAGAUUACCCAGGAUUCUACAGUCCUGGUUGGGGCGGAGCCCAGACAUUCCAGAAUGCUCCGAUCUACAGGCCCAACCUACCUCCCUCCCAGUGUCUCUCCAGGAUGGACAGUGUGGACUAUGAAGGACCGACUCCAGUAACGGACAGCUGUGACAUAGUCCCAUCCACACCAGCAUUUCCUAUCUCUCCUCCAACGCCCUAUGUGAAAAGUUUCCCAGUGUUCUCUUACCUGAGGCCAGGAGAAGGACAUUGGGAGAAGAGCGGAAUAUCACAAGAUUCCCAGAGUUUCCUGGACAGUAGUAUGAACCAGACUCCAGUGUCGUCGGAAGGACAGCAGUUCCGCUCUGAAGUGUCCGUCACUACCGCUUCCUGUCAGAGAAUGUUCGGAUCCAUGCGCUCUGUAUCGUCAGGCAGCUCCUUCCCUCACACAGACAGCCAAACUCCACCUCCAGUGUGGCUGGACAGGACUCCUACGUCCCUGUCUUCCCCAUCCGCUUCCCCCUCUCUGUUACCUCUCAGCCUCCCCAAUGCCCACAGCUCUCCCUGGGAGGCCCCGGGGGGCCUGGAGGGGUCUGAGGACCUGAGCUGUGAUGAGAGGAACAAGGGGUACCAGAGCCAGGGGGAUUUAGCCUCUCUGCUGUUGGGGAAUGGAGGUCUGGGACUGGAGCACAGCCUGUUGAAGGCAGUGGAGGGGCUGGGGGGCCUUGAUUUAGGCCUGAACCUGGGUCUGGACCUGGGGCUUGGAGAGGGCAGACUGGGGGAACUACCACCCCUGCUGCCUGAGAAGAGGGUACCGGGGCUAGGCUUGGGUGGGUCGACGUCCCCCUCGUUCAGUGGGUUCUCCAGCCCCCACAGUGGUAGUAGUCUCAGCAUCCCCUUCCCCUCAGCUAUGACCCCUGACCCUCUCAUGACCUCUGACCAUCUCAAAGGACUCAGCGCUGGUGGUGUAGCCCCCUCGCCUGGAUCAGACCUGUUUGCCAGUAAGCAGCACACUGUGAAGUUUGUUCAGGACACAUCCAAGUUCUGGUACAAGCCUGACAUCUCCAGAGAUCAAGCUAUCACUAUGCUGAAGGACAGAGAACCUGGAUCUUUUGUCGUCAGGGACAGUCACUCGUUCCACGGAGCCUACGGAUUGGCUAUGAAGGUGGCCACACCCCCUCCCUCUGUCCUGACACAGAGCAAGAAAGUGGGAGGGGACCUGUCUAAUGAGCUGGUGAGGCACUUCCUGAUUGAGUGCACUCAGAAAGGGGUACGGCUUAAGGGCUGCCCCAACGAACCCUACUUUGGAAGUCUGACUGCAUUGGUCUGUCAACAUUCCAUCACCCCCUUUGCCCUGCCCUGCAAACUCAUCAUCCCCGACAGAGAUCCUCUGGAAGAGACUAGUGAGCCAUCAACACAGUCAGCCACCAACUCUGCUGCUGAGCUACUCAAACAGGGAGCAGCCUGUAAUGUGUGGUUCCUGGGCUCAGUAGAGCUGGAGUCUCUAACAGGGUACCAGGCUGUGCAGAAGGCAGCCAGUCUGAUUCUGGCCAUGGACCCUCCUUUUACCUCCACUGUGGUCCAUUUCAAAGUCUCAGCCCAGGGCAUCACCCUCACCGACAACCAGAGGAAGCUGUUCUUCAGGAGACACUACACUGUCAAUACAGUCAUAUUCUGUGCUCUUGACCCACAGGAACGCAAGUGGACAAGAGAUGGCUGCUCCUCUGCUAAGAUCUUUGGUUUUGUGGCGAGGAAGUCGAUGAAUGGGACGGAGAACGUGUGUCACCUGUUUGCUGAACAUGACCCCGAACAACCCGCCAGCGCCAUCGUAAACUUUGUCUCCAAGGUGAUGAUUGGCUCACCGAAGAAAUAACACAGCGCGCACACACACACACACACACACACACACACACACACACAUUGUUUGUCCUGCUGGUACAUACAGCACUAAAAUUCUGAUGUAGAAGAGAAGAGACUAAUGUGUUGCAUUAUGGGAUACUACCCGCAGAAGCAACAACUUUACGCUACACACCAGGGGCCUCAUUUAUAAACAUUGCAUAUACACAACAUUUGCACCAAAAUCUGCAUGCACCAGUUUUCAACAAAAGUUAUCAUUUAUAAAAACUUGCUGUGAGAAUGUGAUCCCCUCCCCGCAGACUUUAGACCAUACAUAUGCACAUCUGCUUGUGGUUGAAAUAUUCUAUUACAAGCUGGAAAGUAAGGAUUUUGUAACGUUCUGUUGACAGGUUCACAGCAAUUUGCCAGUGUUUUCUCUUUCAGAAACUGACUGACAGUCCUUUUCCAGAUACACCAUAAAUUACUGCAAAAGAUUAAAACAUCCUGCCAACACAGUAAAUAGACCGGUAGUUUAUGUAAAAUAUUUGACAGUAUGGGUAUAGGUUACAGUAUUGCUGUGCGAUAGGAGCGCAAAAUCAUUGCGUAUUUAAUCUCAGAGCAUAUACCAAGGCAGGACAUAGAAAUCCAAUAAUCUAUUGAUAAACUAUAUAUUGAACAACAAUUCUUGUUUUGCAUGCUAUGGCCUAAUGCCAAUCGUUCCAAAUUAUGCCUCAAAUAAUGGGCGUUAUGGUCACCCUAAAAGGUGGAUGGAGGGUGUUUUCCAGGCAGUUGUAAAACUGUGUGUGCGCCAAAUUGAUAAAUGUCAAUAUUUCUGUAUUUGUGCAGACUUUUCAGAAAUGGGUCAUGCAGACAUCUAGUGUGAAUGUAUGCAAUGGUUAUAAAUGAGGCCCCAGAGGUGUACUGUAGGGUGAUGUUGCCCCCUAGACACUGAUCUUGGGCUAGUUUAGCAUUUCCCCCACUAAUGGGGGAAGUCAGGAUUGGGGGAAGGGAAAUCUGAUCUGAUCCUUGAUCUGUUACUAGGAUAAGCUUUACCCUGAAGCGCAUCGAGGACUUAAAAACAAAACGUUAUUAAUAGAACUUUUUGUUAUCAGAGGAGGCUGAUGGGCAGAGAUCAUUGUAAUGGCUGGAAUGGACAGAACGGUAUCAAACACAUCAAACACAUGGUUUUAUUACAAAGAGCACGUCCUCCUUUAUCUCCACCCACCAGCCACCACUGCUGUUUGUGUAUAUAUAGUCAGGAUGUCAUUGUAAAGGGAGGUAAUCUGUCAUGUAUGAUAUGUAUUUUUAAUUGAGACAUGUUUUUAACAAAUAUAUUUGCUGAAAUGUAAUCUGUAUGAUAUUGUCCCUCUAAUCACACAGCAUUACUAGUCUGUCUCUACCCGCCAUGCAGAGUAAAAGGCUCUCAAGAAAGAACAUGGUCACUUUUAAUCACUUCAGCCAAUCCCUUCGAACUCAUAUUAUCAAUGAAACACUAUAUACUUUACAAUCCAGUGCUUGACUUGGUGCGGAACACACCAAUAUAAACAGUACCGGCACCUAAAAUGAGUUCCGGCACCUACUUCAGUCCAAGUCAUGCACUGCUACUACUUUCUUCAGAAGCUUUUCAUAUAGAUACUGUAUACUGUACUUUUCCUCUGUAAGCCAUUAGGAUCAACCUGUAAGCCACUAGUAUCAACUGACAGUUUUUUUCAAUCACUUUGGUGCUAUUUUCACAAGCAUGUGGUGAAUUUCCUAAACUCUUAGUACAAAACUCCAAACUGGUAACACUUGUAAAGCAGCCAGUCUUAAAUUCAAAACCUUUUAUUUUGCAUUCAUCUUUCACACACAACCAUUGAUCCACAAUAUACAUUUACUGUAAAAUACCAGCAUAACAUUGAUUUAAUCACCAAACACAACAAUUUAGUUUUUUUUAACAACCAGUUAAUGCAAUAGCAAACAAUGCAAGAUACAUGUUUAAAAAAUGCCCUUAAAUUACAGUACUUUACACUGUUUUCACAUUAGGCAAUACACUUUCACUACCCAUCAAAAUGUACCCAUCAAAAAUAUAAAAUCAAAUUUCCAUAAUUUCUAUGUUAUGUGUGAUCAGAGGUGUGAUCAUUAAAGACAUCUUUCACAAUCAUUGAUGCAAAAAAUAAAUGUAUAUUGUUCAUAGGUGUACUGUAAUCAUAUGAAACAAAUGAAAUGAAUGAAAAAAACAACGCUUAGUAGGCACUUGUUUUCAUCAAGCCUGUCUUCUCAUCAACACCGCAAUGUCCUCAUUCUUCAUACACCUGGUAAAAAAAAUUGGCACAGCGAAUCCAAGCCUGACAUCUGGUUUCAUGUCAUUGCAUGGCCUGAUGAGGGUGGCACGCUCAUUGGAAUGGCGACCAUACUCCUUCCACCUGUAUUCUAAUUAUAUAUUGUAUUUUACAGUGUUGUAUUGUACUUAUGUAUUGUAGGGGUCCUGUGUGGCUCAGUUAGUAAGAGCAUGGCAUUAGCAAUACCAGAGUGGUGGGUUUGAUUCUCGUCAAUCAGUAACAUUUGGAAUUAGAAUUAGGUUUCAUGUGACUUUCUGAAUUAACUGGAAUUGACCCCAACUCUGUUUGAUAUACAAGAAUGUGUUGACUCACUGCGGUCCCUUUGGGUAAAAACGGCUGCUACAUAAAUAUGUACAUAUGUUACAGUAUUACAGUACUGUAUUGGCCAAUGCAAUUUUAGUAAAUUAGUGUAACCCCCCCCCCCCCAUCAAAAAGACCCCAGCAACUUCCUUUUAGAUUCAUGUUUACCGUAUAGGGCAGGGGUAUUCAACUUACCCUACAAGGCCCGGAGACUGCUGGUUUUCUGUUCUACCUGAUAUUUAAUUGCACACACCUGGUGUCCCAACCAUUUUAGAAUCUAUAGGUUUACCAAAUUAAGAGAUUAUCAAUUAAGAGCAGUCGGAUUAAGUAAUAGGUAAAUGUAUUUUAAGAAAUGAGAAGACAAUCAUAUCAAAAGUAAUGUGAGGGUUGCAUUGUGAAAUUCAAUGACUUUAUAUGAACAUGUAUUGCAAUGUCAAACAUUUAUUUCUAGAUGAAUCACUGAUUAAGUUUGGGGGAAAAUGACUAUGAUUUUGCAUGUUGUAUUUAGUCAAUUGAAAAUAUGCUUAGCGUUUUGAAACACCUGCCUUUUUGGUGAUCUGUUUUGAGUUUUGUACUAAAUGUUCCACAUGCUUGUGAAAAUUGCACCAAAGUGAUUGGAAAAAACUGUAAUAGUGUUCAACCCCACCAGGGAUUAGCACCAUAUCACACGGGUGUAGGAUCUGCAAACUUAGUGUGUAUUCGAGAUUUAAAAAGGCUUCUAAAGUUUUUAAUGUCUACUUGAUUUGCCCUAACUAAAAAUGUGUCAACCCCAACCCCCUAUAAUCCACAUAAUAAUGAACAUGUCCUGUUGCUGCAGGAUUAGUUUCCUGCUGUGAGAAACUGCUCCAAUUAAUUCCUGACGAUUCUACUUACAUGUUGAAUCGGCUCUGUUUGAUGACACCCAAUAGACGAUCUUCUGGCCACGGCCAACAUUUGUUAUUAUUGUGUCUUCCAUCCUAGACAAAAAAUAAUAUUUGUUGUCCCUUUAAAUAGAUUUGAAGAGAUUUUAAAAUAUAUUUAACAUGAUGCAUUAUGUUUGAAAGAAGAAUAACUCUGAGAAGACAUGAAACCAUGCAACAUGGUAAUGUGUUGCUCUUGAGAUGAGUGUUGUAGCCAUGGUAAGUAUGUGAGGAAGACUGCAUCCCAAAUGGUAACCUAUUCCCUAUACUGUAUAGUGCACUGAACACACAUUAACGUCUAAUUGUAACAGUGUCAUUGGAUUCAGGUUAAAAGUUGGAUAAAAAAAAGAACGUUGGUGUAUCAGUUGGUGACUUUUUUCAAAUCCAAGCAGUUUUCCAUGUUGAGUCAACAUCAUCACAUUUAUUUAUUUUGUUGAAAUGAAUUAGAAACAAUGUUGAUUAAAACAGUUUGUGCCCAGUGGGAAGUAGUGCUCCUCUGGUCAGAGGUAGUGCACUAUAUAGGGAAUAAGGUGGCAGUUGGGAUUGCAGCCUAGUGCUAACCGAAGUCUCUUACUUGUCAUAUUGUUGGAGAGUUGAUGGGCUUGGUAGGGAACACUUUUUCAUACUCACAUGUUUCUGUGAUCCAUAUCUCCUACUUUUGCCCCCAAAGCACAACUUGGACACUCAAUUGUAAAAAUGUGUAAAUUAAUGUUGUAUAGUUGGUACUUUAACAUUAUCCUCUCUAACAUAUUUUCGGAAAAUAAAAAAAACAACAAUUCAUGUAUUACAUAUAUACAUUCAUCAUAUAGGGAACGGCCAUAUAAAUAUGUUGUGUCCAGAACUUCCGGAUUGAGCAAAUGUUUUUUCAUCAUCUGUUGACAAUUGUUGGACAAAAACCGAAUGCAUAUAUGGUUUCAUCUGCAGUCAUAUGUCUCUGUGUGGCCAUAGUCUUUUGAGUGUUUUUUUCCAGUAGAUGGCGCUGAUCAAUCACAAGAAAAUAAACAAAUGUAGGAUGCC
Salvelinus namaycush (lake trout) is the source of this 8380-nucleotide messenger RNA. It is a transcript of the gene tns3.2, whose product is annotated as tensin-3. Gene Ontology annotation, biological process: dephosphorylation. The record is from RefSeq and is a predicted model, not a curated record. Gene Ontology annotation, molecular function: phosphatase activity; protein binding. NCBI's taxonomy places the organism in Eukaryota, Metazoa, Chordata, Actinopteri, Salmoniformes, Salmonidae. The coding region runs from base 47 to 3883 and encodes 1278 amino acids. The transcript is spliced from 26 exons.